AUGUGCUUAGAACAGUUCAUUGCAGACGCCACAGAUGAUAACUACGAGCCAAGCCCAAAGCGCAUUCGCAUGGAAAGACAAAUACGUCUUCUACAAGAAAAGAACACGCUCAGAAUGCUCGUCGCGAAAAAGGCCUUUUCUUUGACCCUUUCUGAAAAAAGUCACUCAAUGCUGCUUGAAUCACUUCAUAUGCAAGAUUGGACCUAUGUUCUCCUAAAAGUCAGAACGAAGAUAUCCGAUUCAGCAUGGCAGACGCUUCUAAAUCUUACUCAGCUGGGACGCACUGGGAAAACCACAGACUUUGCUAUUCUUCCCACUAAAAAUCAGAUUUGUGCAAUAAAGGAUGUUAUCUUUCGCACAACAUACCAGACUGUUGGUAUUGGUGAAUUGCCUGAUGAACUACCAGGUGGACAAGUUCAAUUAGCUUGGGGAUGCAAUCUGCCAAUUUUAUUGCAAAAAUUAAAUAUUUAUAUAGUGACACUAGACUAUAAAGCACUACUAUUGAUUGUCAUUAAAAAAGAAAGGAAGGAAGAAGACCCACCAGCUGCAAAGAUUAAAAGAAAUAUCCUUGGAGGAAGAGGAUUAAGUGUAGAGUUUUGCGUAUUUUGCACUGCUAUUAGAGGAUGUGCUUGUCCUGGGUUAGCAGCUGGAGAAACAUGCAUAGACUGUUUUGCUAAAAGCAAAGGAAACAUUGGAAAUUGGAAAGGGAUUCGUGAUGACCUCACACUACUGCUGGAUGAAGAAAUGCAUUCAGUAAAUUUAUGUGCAUUACACUGCGAAAUGAGAAACACAGAACAAAUUCUUGGAUCAUUGGGCCUAUACGCAUAUAAAAUUGGGAGUUUGGACAAUCUAAAUUGCGAAGCUGGGAGAGUUGGGACCAAAAUCCAUGAAGAAAAACUUUGUAAGAAUUAA
Molecule: messenger RNA, 912 nt
Organism: Dendronephthya gigantea
Lineage: Eukaryota; Metazoa; Cnidaria; Anthozoa; Malacalcyonacea; Nephtheidae
Exons: 6
Coding region: 1-912 (303 amino acids)
Source: RefSeq, a predicted model, not a curated record